AUGUCUCCUGCAGCAACAACGAGAGGCCCAGUGCGUGUUGGCGGCGCGAGCGGUGGAUUCUCCGACAGAGUAUGCGCCAUCAGCCAGCUAGCCAAGAAUGGCGAGUGCGAUAUCAUCAUCGGGGACUGGCUGUCUGAAAUGACCAUGACCGUCCAUGGCGUCGGCAAAGUGCGCAACAAGCAAGAGGCCAAGUCUCUCUCGCUGGAGGAAAGGGUGAAGACCGCCAUGUUCGCAGAGAACUUCAUUGACUGCUUCGAACCCGCCAUUCCACAUCUAUAUAACAACAAGGUGAAGCUAGCAGUCAAUGCCGGAGCCAGUGAUACUGAGAUUCUGGCGGAGCUGGUGAAGAAGAAGUGUGAGGACGCCGGUUGCCCCAUGAAAGUCGCCUGGCUGGAAGGGGACGAUGUGACAGAUGCAGUCAGCGACUUGGUCGGCAAGGGUGAAAAGUUCGAGAGUCUCGUCCAUGGCAAGAAGCUUGAGGAAUGGGGAUUCGAGCCCGUCUGUGCUCAGGCAUACCUGGGUGGUCUUGGGAUCGCCAAAGCCCUAACAGAGGGAGCUGAUAUCGUCAUCUGCGGACGUGUUGCCGACGCAUCGCCAGCGAUUGGAGCAGCAGCAUGGUGGCAUCAAUGGGGCCCUGAGCAGUUUGACGAGCUAGCCAGUGCCCUCGUCGCUGGCCAUCUGAUUGAAUGCGCCUCGUAUGUGUGCGGUGGCUACUACUCGGCGUUCAAGGAUCUCCUGCGGGCGAAGAAGCACUUCAACGUCGGCUUUCCCAUCGCCCAUAUUGAACAUACCGGCGAGACUCUUCUGACCAAGGAAGCCAAUACCGGUGGCUGCAUCACAGUCGGCUCUGUGACCUCGCAGCUGGUCUACGAAAUCCAAGGUCCCCUGUACUACAACUCCGAUGUCACUGCACAGCUGGAGGGCAUCCGCAUGGAGCAGGUUGGUGAAGACCAAGUACGAAUUACAGGCGUCAAAGGUCUCCCUCCUCCUCCGACAGCCAAAGUCGGGAUCACCGCACCAGCAGGCUACCAGGCCGAGUACCACGUCUACCUUGUUGGGCUGGACAUCGAGGAGAAGGCAAAGUUUACUGAAGACCAGGUCCGCGAAUCCUUGGGCCCUGAGAUUCUGAAGAAAUUCACGCUGCUCAAGUUCCAUGUCAACGGUUCGUCGCCCAUCGACGCGCGCAAUCAAGAUCUUGCGACGGUGGACUUCCGCAUCUUCGCCCAGUCUCGCGAUAAAGAUCUCCUGCGAAUGACCAAUCCAGAUGGCUUCUUCCGGCGAUCAAUGGUGACCUUCCUCGAGGGUGUCCCGGGUGCUUCCCUUGGAAACGACAUGAGACAGGCCGAGGGCAAGCCAUAUUACCGCUACUGGCCUGCCCUGUUGCCACAGACUGCACUCAGGCAGCGCCUGCAUUUUCUAUACGACGAUCAGAAGAUAAUCGACAUCCCCGCUCCCAAGAUCACACGCGAGUACCCUCGCCAGCAGCCCAGCUAUGAGACCACAAACCCGGUUGACCUGUCGACCGUUGGCGAGACAGUCCGGGCACCGCUGGGAUACAUCGUGCUUGGACGGAGUGGCGACAAGGCGUCCGACUGCAACGGCGGAUUCUUCGUGCGACAUGACGACGAAUGGGACUGGCUACGCAGUUUCCUGACGGUCAAAAAGAUCAUCGAACUGCUGGGCCCAGAGGAGUACAAUGGCAAGCCGAUCGAUCGGUUUGAGAUUCCGCAUAUACGCACCGUCCAUUUCCUGCUCAAGGACCACAUGCAGGGCGAGUAUAACGCGUGCUCCAGCUACGAUACCUUGGGGAAGAAUUUCAUGGAGUAUAUACGGGCAAAGACAGUAGACUUGCCCAAGCGUUUCCUGGACAGGGGGCGAGUUUAG
Molecule: messenger RNA, 1884 nt
Organism: Aspergillus puulaauensis
Lineage: Eukaryota; Fungi; Ascomycota; Eurotiomycetes; Eurotiales; Aspergillaceae
Product: acyclic terpene utilization AtuA family protein
Exons: 3
Coding region: 1-1884 (627 amino acids)
Source: RefSeq, a predicted model, not a curated record